AUGGAGAUCCCCGGCAAAGAUAGUGAGGCCAAGGCGGACAGGCUCUUUGCCGCGAUGUCCGCACUGGCCGAGAAUUUCCGGGUAAGAGUCACCAGACCAAUCAAGACUGGCAAACUGCGGGUCAGGAGUCUGGAUAACUCAGAUACGCCGGAAGAAGUGAGAGACGCCGUUGGGGAUUGUCGGCCGACAGAUGUCAAAGUCGACCGAGCUCGCGCUUCUCCCAAUCGGCUAUUCACGGCAUGGAUCCAGUGCCCGGUUGCAGAAGCGCGGAAGGUGAUGGACGCUGGAUCUCUAAUGGUGGGGUGGGUGAGGCCGCCGGUCGAGGUGUUGGAGCGGCGGCCCCUUUAG
Messenger RNA from Pseudomyrmex gracilis, 348 nucleotides. RefSeq lists its product as uncharacterized. The transcript has a single exon. The record is from RefSeq and is a predicted model, not a curated record. Bases 1 to 348 code for a protein of 115 amino acids. Lineage: Eukaryota; Metazoa; Arthropoda; Insecta; Hymenoptera; Formicidae.